Messenger RNA from Racocetra fulgida, 165 nucleotides. The record is from the annotation of a GenBank genome assembly. Lineage: Eukaryota; Fungi; Glomeromycota; Glomeromycetes; Diversisporales; Gigasporaceae.
CAACCGAAUAUGAUCGGUUACGUGAACAAAAUAUGCAAGCAGAUGCCCAAGCAAUAGGAGUACAAGUAUGUUAUAAAGAUUCUUUGGAACUUCUUAUUCGAAGUUUUCAAAAUAUACAAAACAUACAAGCAGAAGUAGACAAUCGAGACCCACCCCCACCUUAUA